Molecule: messenger RNA, 1329 nt
Organism: Plasmodium gallinaceum
Lineage: Eukaryota; Apicomplexa; Aconoidasida; Haemosporida; Plasmodiidae
Gene: NT3
Product: nucleoside transporter 3, putative
Exons: 1
Coding region: 1-1329 (442 amino acids)
Biological process (GO): nucleoside transmembrane transport
Cellular component (GO): plasma membrane
Molecular function (GO): nucleoside transmembrane transporter activity
Source: RefSeq, a predicted model, not a curated record
AUGUUUGAACAGGAGACAUUUUGUGUUAAAAUAAGUGAUACAAGUAAAUUUGUUAAUACGGCUGAAACACAUAUUGAAGAGACAUAUGAAAGUGAAAAUAUAAAAAAAGUUGAAGAAAUAUAUAAAGUGGAAAUAGAAAAAAAUGAUGAAUUAGAUGAACAAAAAUAUUCAUUUUGGUUAUCAAUCUCUUAUGCAUUAAUGGCUAUAAUAUCAGAGGCCCCUUAUUUUAUAAUAAUAUCAAUGGCCGAUUUUUUUAAAAGUGCAUUCAAUGUAAGCGAUGUUAUGAUAAAUGAAUUUGCUAUAAUGGAGAGUAUAAUUGUAAUUGUUGUAUGCGUUUUAUUACAUUUGAUUGGAAGUUAUAGAUUAAAAUGGAAUUUAUAUCAACCUAUAUUAACUGUGUUUGUUUUAGGAAUAUUAUAUUUAGUUAUUCUUUUUAAACGAGAUCACAUAGGCCACAAAAUUAUAAUAUUUAGUGCAAUCCCAUUAGGUUUUAUUUUAUGUAUAGCUAAAAUGACUACCAUUAAAAUAUGUGUUUUGUUUAAAAAGCCUUAUUGUAGUGCAUAUGUGUGUGGGUUAUCACUUUCUGGAUUUUUAGUUUUUUUGUUAUAUGUAUUGGGUGCAUAUGUAUUAUUUCCUAAUGAUGAAAAUAAAUUCUGUAACAUGUUUUCUUUAUUUUGUGGAACAAUUUCUCUGCUAUCUAUUAUAUGCUUUUUGAUAUUAUUCAAAAUAUAUAAUUUACCUUUUGUAAAAAGAUUAGAAGAAAAAUAUGGUGAUAAAGGGCUUUUAAUAAACAAAACUAUUUUAGUUGAUUCUUUCCAAUCUUUAAAUAUGAUUUGGAAAUAUAUGAUUGUCGGUUUUCUUACAAAUUUUUUCACAUAUCAAAUAUAUCCAUCCAUAUUCCCAACAAGCGUAGAUAUACAAAAAGAAUCAAAGGGUCUUUUAUCAGGAGUGUUAUUAUUUGGAGAUUCUUCAGCUCGUCUUGUAGUUCACAAUUUAAGCAGCUACUUUAUUAAAAUAUCCUUUUUAUCUUAUUCAUGUGUUCAAAUUUUCAGAUUUGCAUUACUUCCUAUUUUUGCACUUAUUGUUAUAUAUAAACAUUAUAUUCUCAAUAAUCUUAUAUUUUUAAUUUUUUUAGCAUAUAUAUUUGGUUUUACAAAUGGAUUAAUUAGUAAUGCUGUUUUUUUGAAACUGCCUGAAGUAUGCAACAAAAAAAAUAAAAGAGAAUAUCUUCAAUUGGUUCCGAAUAUAGUUUAUUUAUCUCUUUUAUUAGGAACUACGGUUGGUUGUGCAACAUCAAAAAUAUAUAUGAAAAUUUUGCCUAUUAUUUAA